AUGGGACAUAUCGACGGCGCUGAGGUUGCGAAGCACACCAAAAAGAACGAUUGCUGGAUUGUGCUGGAUUCUCAUGUGUACGAUGUGACAAGCUUCUUGCCUGAGCACCCGGGCGGUGCGCCGAUCAUAUUGAAGAACGCUGGAACUGAUGCGACAGACGAAUUCAAGAAGUACCACCCAUUGAGUUACCUGAAGGAUUACAUUGAUCAAAAGUCCGUCCUAGGACCAAUUGAUCCCAACACCCUUGGACAACUACGAGAACCGCAAAAGGAGGAAGCCAAGAUGCCAUCAGAGACAAACACAUCACCUGGCAUUCCGCAUGUAUCAUUAUGCGUAUCAACACCAGAUUUCGAGAUUGCUGCAAAAGCUGUUCUACCGCACAAAUCCUACAUAUACGCAUCUGGGUCAGCCAAUACAGGCGCAUCACUCAAAGGCAAUCUCGAUGACUGGGGCCGCAUUAUUUUCCGCCCGCGCGUGAUGCGCAACGUAGGCGACGUUGACACGCGCCACAAGAUCCUCGGCCACAGCUCACCAUACCCAUUCUACAUUUCACCAAUGGGAACUAUCGGCGCCAUACAUUCAGACGCCGAACUAGCGAUGGUUCGGGGCGCGGUGCGCAAAGGCGCGCAUAUGGUAGUGAGCACUGCAAGUACCAAGUCCAGCGACCAGAUUAUGCAGAGCUAUGUGGACGAGCAAGCGAUACUGAAGAACGGAAGUCCGACGCAGCUUUUCUACCAGUACUACAUGCCUGUCGACCGAAAGAAGGCAAUCGAGCUGAUGCAUCUGGUCAAAAAGGCUGGGUAUAAAGGUCUCUGGAUCACAGUCGACACACCGGUCCUGGGGAAGCGAACGGCUGAUCGUUACCUUCAAGCUGAAGAAGCGCUGGCUGUUGGAUUGACAGAGGAGCCCACCGCUGAGUGGGAGACUGACAGUGCGCCUGAGAAAGAUAACACAGCAGGCAGCGACAACGCUUUUGCGCCAGCGAUGGGUGGAAGAGUUGUCAGCGGCCAGCUCAGCCCGCACACAACAUGGGAAGAUCUAGAAUGGAUACGCAAAGAAUGGGACGAUCCGAUCGUGCUGAAGGGCAUUCAGACUGCCGAUGACGCAAAACUAGCACUAGACUAUGGAUGCGAUGGCAUUCUGCUUAGCAAUCAUGGCGGACGACAGAUGCACACUGCGCCGAGCGCGCUGAUGACGCUGCUGGAGAUCAGGACUUAUUGUCCUGAAGUCAUUGGCAAGCUGGAGAUUUUUCUCGACGGCGGGCUGCGAGACGGAAAUGAUGUGCUGAAGGCGCUGUGUCUGGGUGCGACGGCGGUCGGUGUUGGUAGGCCGUUCUUGUAUGCGCUUGCGGCAUAUGGGACCAAAGGCAUCGAGCGGUGCGUUGAUGUACUUGCCGAAGAGCUACAGACGGGUAUGCGCCUUUUGGGUAUCACAUCACUAGAUCAGUGCAGGCCGGAGAUGGUGAACGCCAGCCGAUUGCUGAACGAGAUGUGGCGACCAGAGCAUGCCAUGCUGAAGAGUCGAUUGUAA
This is a messenger RNA of Macroventuria anomochaeta, 1530 nucleotides long. RefSeq names its product mitochondrial cytochrome-like protein b2. Bases 1 to 1530 code for a protein of 509 amino acids. The record is from RefSeq and is a predicted model, not a curated record. Lineage: Eukaryota; Fungi; Ascomycota; Dothideomycetes; Pleosporales; Didymellaceae. The transcript has 3 exons. Gene Ontology annotation, molecular function: oxidoreductase activity; heme binding.